Molecule: messenger RNA, 1629 nt
Organism: Cladophialophora psammophila CBS 110553
Lineage: Eukaryota; Fungi; Ascomycota; Eurotiomycetes; Chaetothyriales; Herpotrichiellaceae
Exons: 1
Coding region: 1-1629 (542 amino acids)
Biological process (GO): subtelomeric heterochromatin formation; DNA repair; DNA damage checkpoint signaling
Cellular component (GO): nucleosome; nucleus
Molecular function (GO): histone H3K79 methyltransferase activity; histone binding
Source: RefSeq, a predicted model, not a curated record
AUGGGGUCCCUGCCUGCCGAGUCUCGACCCUUGUCGUUCGCUGCUCUGAAGGCCAGAAAAGCCCCUCUCAAGAUUGCCACCAAAGUCGUCACUGUAAAUUCAAGUGCGAAGCCGACCGCAAAACCUCCACCUCCACCAUCUGUCUCUUCCUCCAAGCCUGCGGCCUCCCAGAAACCGCUCAACAACGGACAUUCCCGUACCACGCGUACGCCUCGGAAGUCGAGCACUCCAGUUUCGGUCCAUUCAAGGCAAGGCAGUGGAGAGCCGAUAGAGCGGAUAAAAAAGGAGAGACAAAGUAGGACAAAGCGAGCAUCUCCUGCUGUGUCAACGCCAAGAUUGACCAGCUCUGAUGAAGAGAGCGAAGAGGACGACCACAAGCCUAGAAAGCGAAUCCGCCUCGAUCGCAAAGAGAGUAUAGACGAGAAGCGCAAAGUUAGGGAUCACAAAGCAUUCUCUCAAGAAGAUGGCAAUGGCUUUCACAUGGUGCACGCAUUCGACAUCGCGAAUACCACCCUUGUGGAACAUGGUCGAGACAAGUACGAAGCAUUCUUCACAGCCCUAGAGGGGGACGAAGAUGAAUGCCCCAUGAUUGAACUGCAGUAUCCGACUUCUCUGCAGAGCGAGAAAUACCAGUUGGUCAAGCCUGCAGACUCUUCCGAUUUUAAACCUCUUGAUGAAAUCGAGGCAACCAUGAAGAUCGUGGCGGAAUACUAUCUCGAUGGCGAAUCCGCAGAGAAAGUCACCAGUGACGACGGCUCGGGCCUGGUACAACAAUUGCACCGGCAAGCCUUGCUUGGGAUGAGAGGACGUGUUGGAGCCCAGUCAAAAUACGUCCACGUGGUGGAGAAAUUCAAUACGUUGGUGGCCGACAAGCGCAGGGACGGAACAAUCGCAAAGAAACUGGAUCAGAUGCGCCGUGUCGAUCUCAGGCUAGUGGAGCACAUCAUCAAAAAUCAAAUCUACGCUCGGACAGUGUCGCCUCAAGUCAACCUGGUGAGACAUUACGAAAGCUUCUCUGACAAUGUCUAUGGUGAACUAUUACCUAAGUUUCUCAGCCGCAUAUUCAAGGAGACAAAUCUCAAGUCCGAUCAGGUAUUUAUAGAUCUCGGAUCGGGCGUUGGUAAUUGUGUGCUUCAAGCCGCCUUGGAAACCGGAGCCGAAUCAUGGGGCUGUGAAGUCAUGGACAAUCCCAACACAUUGGCCCAGCUCCAGGCUGACGAGUUCCCAGCUCGAUGCCGCCUCUGGGGAAUCAAACCUGGUGAAGUCCACCUCAUUCACGGCAAUUUCUUGACCAACGAACAAGUCCGGCAAGUCCUCAAACGAGCGGACGUCAUUCUGGUCAACAACCAAGCCUUCACGGCCGAGUUGAAUGACAAGCUCAAGUACGUUUUCCUCGAUUUAAAGGAAGGAUGCCACAUCGUCAGCCUGAAACCCUUCCGGUCUCCAGCGCACAAGAUCAAAGAUUCAAACGUGAAUGAUCCUGUCAAUGUGUUGACAGUCGUGGAGAAGGAGAGGUGGAGCUCUAUGGUCAGCUGGACCGAUGAUCCGGGGAAUUGGUACCAUCAUCGCAAAGAUUCCAGGGAGUUGAACGCCUUUGUGGAGAGUAUGGGAGGGUUUGAAAACUGCUAG